Molecule: messenger RNA, 1213 nt
Organism: Manihot esculenta (cassava)
Lineage: Eukaryota; Viridiplantae; Streptophyta; Magnoliopsida; Malpighiales; Euphorbiaceae
Product: probable carboxylesterase 2
Exons: 1
Coding region: 176-1090 (304 amino acids)
Molecular function (GO): hydrolase activity
Source: RefSeq, a predicted model, not a curated record
CAAAAGUUCAACGCUUUCUAUCCACAAGACCUCAUCUUCUUCUUGGUCUUCCUUUUACUAUUUGAUUUUGAUCUGAGUCGGACCCAGCUAACCAAAACCCACCAUUAUAUAUACCAUCAAAGAAGGAACUCUUCGUUCAAUUCUUUCUCUCCUCUUUUGCAAAUCUGUCUCAGUCAUGAAUUCAACUUCAACUGAAAUAUCAUUUGAGUUCGGCUCAUUUUUUAGAGCAUACAAAGAUGGGCGAGUGGAAAGAUUCUUUGGCACCGACAAGGUUCCUGCAUCCAUCAAUUCCCCAGAUGGAAUCUCAACCAAAGAUGUGCUAAUCGUGCCAGAAACUGGUGUAUCAGCCAGGAUUUUCAUCCCUAGCAAUAUAAAUUCAGGCCAAAAGAUUCCUCUUCUAGUCUAUUUUCAUGGUGGAGGCUUCCUAAUCGGGUCUCCAUUUUGCCCCACAUAUCACAAUUUUCUCGCCUCUCUCGUUACCGCAGCUAAUGUCAUUGCUGUUUCUAUUGAUUAUAGAUUGGCUCCCGAGAAUCCUCUCCCCACAGCUUAUGAGGACUCAUGGGUUGCUCUCAAAUGGGUGGCUUCCCAUUGUAAUGGUGGAGGUUCUGAACCCUGGUUGAAGGACCAUGCAGAUUUUGGCAGAGUUUUUCUAGCCGGUGAUAGUGCUGGUGCCAAUAUUGUGCACAACGUGGGAGUCCAAGCUUCAGUAGAAGAUCUAAAUGGAGUAAAGUUAUUUGGAAUUUGCUUGAUUCAUCCAUACUUUGGGAGGAAAGAAGGUGGUGUUGAUGAUUCAUGGCUUUUUGUUAGCCCAGAUACAAGUGGGUUCAAUGAUUUGAGGAUCAAUCCAGCUUUGGACUCAAGGUUGGCUAGCCUAGGGUGCACCAGGGUGCUAAUCUGUAUUGCUGAGAAGGAUAAGUUGAGAGAGAGGGGAGUGUUUUAUUAUGAGACAUUGGUGAAGAGUGGGUGGAAUGGAGAAGUGGAGAUUGUGGAGACUGAAGGAGAAGAGCAUGUAUUUCAUUUGUUUAAACCAAACUGUGAGCAUGCUGUGGCUUUGUUGAAAAAGCUGGCCUCUUUCAUGAAUCAAGACUAGGGUUUGUGUUUCAUUCCGUGUGUGCUUCUCAUGGGUUGGCAGAGAUUUUGGUCAAAUCUAAUGUCGUGAACCAAAUACGAUCAGAAUUAUUUCGAUAGAAAUAUAUUCGGUUUAAUUUAAUUA